GUACUGUCGGAGGGGGAUAUUUAACUUGGGAUUGAGCACCGCUCGCAACAGGCACACUCACACACAGUGUGCCUAAGCAAAGAGACGCUCAGCGCCAAGUCUCAGACCUCCUAAAGUAGGAGCGAGGUAGUAAGGAGAACUGUACCAGCUUUCAAAGGAGUAAAGAUUCUCCCCCAGGAAUUACCGCAAACACUGACCGUGCAAAAGAAGGCAGAACUCGGAUUGAUUCAACCAUGCAACGUCGGUGGCUCUUUUUGAUAUCCGUAGAGAAAUCACCAAUGUCAUCGAGGUGAAAAGAAACAUCAAAUUGUAGUGAACUUAAACUGGCUCGUCACCAUUUGCGUUUGAUAUGCAUUUUAUUCGAGUCAGUUUAUAUUAAGAUGUGACUUUUUUUGUGACUUUUUGUAUGCAAGAAAAACUGCGUCCCGGAGGAGUAUAAUUUUGUUUUUUAGAGGUAUAUCUGCAUUUUGGUUUGGAUAGACCUUUUCAACAGGACCGAGAAAUGGUUCAGCUUGCAUAGGUGUGGGAGACUACAGUGGUGCGUUUUGCCAAAGAGAAGACAUCUGAAUACGCAUGGACAAUUUCAGUGAGGUCCUAAGACUCCAAGCAGAAGGUUGGAAUAUCGCACUGAAGUCACAGGACACCUCUCACUCCAUGGAUUCUGCGCUCGCGUUUGGACUUUCUCAAAGUUUUCGCAAAGUUGAAAGAAGCCACGUUUAUAAAAGUCAUGCGUAAAAAUAUCACUGGCCAAGACAACCGUCAUUGCCGGAACAGUGAAAUGUAAAACUUGGUGAAGUAGCCUACUCUUUUGUGCACCCCUCUCUCUCGGGGCGCUCUGGAUCUAUUUUGUCUCUGAGAAAGCGGAUCUUUAUAAAAAACUUCAUUCCAUGUGACUCUCGCCUCAGCCACUGUCAUCCAGUCUAGACAAUUUGCCGUUGCUUUGAGUGGCCCUGGCGUAACCAUGACAACCACCAUAAACCCAAAGUGAAUGUUUAGUUUUUCCAUUUUGUUUUGUGCUGUUUUGGUUGAGCCUACAUUUUUACUUAUUUAUUUUUUUUACAAAGAAGAGACACCCUUUGCGUUCGACAAGAUUGCAUCAGCAAGCAAACGUAAGAGGCAUAUUGCUAAGGAUCCCUAAAAAAGAAACUCCACUCAAUGUCAUUCAAAGCCGACGUGGUCUAUUAAAAGUAUCAUCUUGCUCGUUCCUCUACUUCAACUAUUUGUGAAGCCCCCGGGCUACUAAUUUCAAAGAGCAUAGUAGCUGUGAAAAUCAAUAAAUAUUUAGGCUAAUACACCAGAAGAGCCUUUAGGCAAUCAAUAUAAAUAUGGCCUUCGCAAAGACGCUACUAGUUUAUGUACUGGUAUCCAUUCACCUUGGAGAUUCGCAACAUUACCUACGCCUGCGCCCCUCGCCCAGCGAGCAUCUUCCCGUGCCGGUCCUCAAGGAGGACCCCGACCCGGAAUACGACCCCCGGGAACAGGACUUGGCCGAGAGGACUCUGCGGAAAAAGCUUGGCAGCAACUUUGAUCCCAACUUUAUGUCCAUCAGCUCGCCCAUGCUGGUGAAUCUCUCCGUACAAGACACCCAGCUGAAACUGCAAGGACCCAUGCCAAACGAGAUUAAAAAACUGGAUAUCUCAGAGUCCCCCUACGGUAAGCGGGUAAAAUUGGGCAAGAAAGCCCGCAGGAAAUUUCUGCAGUGGUUGUGGACGUAUACGCACUGUCCGGUGGUGUAUACCUGGAAGGAUUUGGGCUUGAGGUUCUGGCCACGCUACAUCAAGGAAGGAAAUUGCUUCAAUGAGCGAUCUUGUUCCUUCCCCGAGGGGAUGUUUUGCAAACCUGUCAAGUCAAUCACCAAGACUUUUCUCCGGUGGUAUUGUCAAGGGUUUUUAAGACAGAAAUAUUGUACGUGGAUACCGGUGCAAUACCCAAUCAUCUCAGAGUGUAAGUGCUCUUGCUGAGUUUCAAUGGAAUUAGAAGGGUUGGGAAGUGGAUUGGAAAUAUACGGUUUCUAUUGCACUGUAAACUCUGAACAGAGGUGGGCACCAUAGCGAAUCUAUUUUUUUAUAUAGCAUUUUAAUGAAAAUGCCAACAUUGUACAUAUUUAAGAAAGAUGCAGCUAUUUUUUUGAAUGAACAGGACCAUAUUUUAUUUCAUCCCUGAGACGUGUUCCUCAGAAAGAAGAGCUUUUAUUUUUUAUGAAAAAUGUAAGAUGGAAAGCAUACACAACUUCUCCAAGAAGUUCACUUUUUUUCAACUGAACAUUGAUGCUGACUGUUAUUUCACUGCAAUGCUGCCUAGAGUUUUUGUAUGAUAUUAAUAUCAAUAAUAAUUAAAUUGAAAGUUGAGGAUAAAGAUAUAUAUGUGUAUAUAUAUAUAUAUAUAUAUAAAGGCGUGAACUCAGCUUUUGGAAUAUUGUAGAAAAAAAACAAAUCUGUACGGUUUAUUUAUUAUUUUAACGAUUGUGAGUAUAGAACAUAAGCAAAGAAAAUAGCAGAGUAUACCAGAAAUUAUGGGAGAUGUCUACUUGAAUAUUUCAUUUUUUUUUUUAAAUAAAAAGUUAACAUAUCAGUGUACAUGUUAUGGUUACACGUUUUAGCAAUAAAGUCAAUAUUUUCAACAUG
Salvelinus fontinalis (brook trout) is the source of this 2624-nucleotide messenger RNA. RefSeq names its product noggin-2-like. The transcript has a single exon. NCBI's taxonomy places the organism in Eukaryota, Metazoa, Chordata, Actinopteri, Salmoniformes, Salmonidae. Bases 1326 to 1961 code for a protein of 211 amino acids. Gene Ontology annotation, biological process: dorsal/ventral pattern formation; negative regulation of cell differentiation; osteoblast differentiation. The record is from RefSeq and is a predicted model, not a curated record.